Molecule: messenger RNA, 1781 nt
Organism: Cylas formicarius (sweet potato weevil)
Lineage: Eukaryota; Metazoa; Arthropoda; Insecta; Coleoptera; Brentidae
Gene: Bap55
Product: actin-like protein 6B
Exons: 6
Coding region: 157-1431 (424 amino acids)
Biological process (GO): nervous system development; regulation of transcription by RNA polymerase II
Cellular component (GO): NuA4 histone acetyltransferase complex; SWI/SNF complex
Molecular function (GO): chromatin binding
Source: RefSeq, a predicted model, not a curated record
UAUGUUACGAAAAAUAUCUAAUUUUCUACCUGCUUUAAUACUCAAAGAAGAAGUAGCUAUUUCUUCUAUGCUAGUGUUUACGAAGCUCCUAACCUCUUUCUGUGUAAACAGUUAUAAAUCCAUUUUUCUGUGUUUGUUUGAGAUAUACAUAAUAUUAUGUCUGGUGGAAUGCUUUACGGCGGAGACGAAAUUGGUGCUUUAGUAUUCGAUCCGGGGCAUCAUUCGUUGAGGGUCGGUUAUGCUCAAGAAGACACUCCAAAAGCCGAAAUUCCAGCUGUGGUUGGAGUGGCUCCCGACGAUUCAACAAAAGUCGAACCCGAAGCCAAACCUGAUGAUAGCAAUAUCUCGUCGACCUCAUCGCAAAACAAAUAUUAUAUCGACACAACCUUUUUGCACACCCCACGACUUAACAUGGAACUGCACAGUUAUAUGAAAGAUGGAAUGAUUGAAAACUGGGACAUGUUCGAGAAGAUAUUGGAUUAUUCCUAUGAUAAAAUUAUACAAUCAGAAUCACAAUAUCAUCCAGUACUGUUUUCUGAAUCUCCUUGGAACCAACGGCAAAAACGGGAAAAGCUUACCGAAAUCAUGUUUGAGAAGUACAAGGUGCCAGCGUUUUUCUUGGUAAAAAAUGCAGCUUUGGCAGCGUUCGCCAAUGGACGGGCCACAGCUUUGGUGAUUGACAGUGGGGCUACUCAUACUACAGCAGUACCUGUCUUAGAUGGCUAUGUUAUUUCAAAUGCAGUUGUCAAAUCACCUUUGGGUGGUGAUUACCUCAUUUUAAGGGCUAGAGAAAUGCUUGAGUCAGUGGGAAUUGAUUUGACUCCUGCUGCAUUAAUUGCCAGUAAAGAAGUGGUGAGAGAUAAAGAUAAGCCCCGAUUUAUGAAAAAAAAAUUGUCAUUUCAACCUUCAAACUCUUGGAUGACAUACAUGGUGAAGAAAACAGUUCAAGAUUUCCAACAAACUGUUCUACAGGUGUCAGAAAAUCCUUAUGAUGAACGCAUUGUGGCAAACAUUCCGGCUGUUCAUUAUGAAUUUCCGACAGGAUAUCACCAAGACUUUGGAUCUGAACGAUUCAAGUUAGCUGAAGGUUUGUUUGAUCAUGCAAUGUUAGGAGCAGGGCAUAUUGCUGCUACAAGUGCAGGUAUGUGUGAUGUUGACAUACGGCCUGCACUUUACAGCUCAGUUGUAUUAACAGGCGGGAAUUCUUUGGUACAGGGAUUUGGUGAUCGACUGAGCAGGGAUUUAUCCUCUAGAACGACAGGAUCUCUGAGGUUAAAAAUGAUAGCGGCAAAUGGUACUGUAGAACGGAGGUUUGGUGCAUGGGUUGGUGGGUCAAUCUUGGCGUCAAUAGGCACGUUUCAACAGAUGUGGAUGUCCAUGCAAGAAUACCAAGAGUCAGGGAAGUCGCAAAUUGAUAGAAAAUGUCCAUGAAAUGUUGAUAAAGUGUGAACAAUUUUAAGCAUUAAGUUGUUUUUGUAAUACAUAACAUUUUUGUAUAUAUGUUUGUACCAUUCAUUCUUAGCUAGUCCCAUUUAGAGUAUUUUUUAUAUAAAAAUCCUGGUAUGCAACCCAUUCUUUAAUUAUAUUUUGAAUAAGUACUUCUAUUUCUAUAUACUUUUUGACAAUUACAAAAUAAAUCGUGAAAGUCCCAUGACUGCAGCAAAGUUUUUUUUUGCUACGAAAGACCCACUGCCUGACAAAAAAGUCUAAAGAGAAGAAAUCACUAGUAGUCGUGGGAGAGCUUAAUACUCAAAUACAAAAAAUUGGCGCAUCUCUUAUCU